Trifolium pratense (red clover) is the source of this 1947-nucleotide messenger RNA. RefSeq names its product protein IQ-DOMAIN 11. Lineage: Eukaryota; Viridiplantae; Streptophyta; Magnoliopsida; Fabales; Fabaceae. The transcript is spliced from 6 exons. Gene Ontology annotation, molecular function: protein binding. The coding region runs from base 404 to 1771 and encodes 455 amino acids. The record is from RefSeq and is a predicted model, not a curated record.
GCCAAAGAGAAGAAUUUCUCAUUAUUCAUUCAGUUUCAUAUGCUUUUAUCUUCAUGACCAGUACUAACUCAUCAUAUUACAAUUUUCAUUUCACAACAAUAUAUCUUGAGAAUGAUAUAGGAAUCUUGAUAACUGUGCACUUUUUUCAAUAAUGAAAUUAUCCACUUAAUCUUUUUUUUUUUCCACAUUCUUGAUUUUUGGUAACUGAUAUUAUAAAGAAUGUUUGCUGGUUUCAAAGCUAUUACAUCUGAAUUUAAUGACUUCAGUGCCCUUUGUUCCCAUGCACAACAAAUCUCUUAUAAGCGGUGCCUCUUGUCUUUUUAUAACCAUGUUACUAAGUUUUAAAAAAAAAUGAAUCAAAGACAUUGAAGAUUUGAAGUUGAAACUUUUGAUAUAUUGUUAAAUGGCAAAGAAGAAGAAGAGUUGGUUUAAUCUAGUGAAGAGGCUUUUCAUAUGGGAUACACAUUCAACACAAGAGAAGAAGGAGAAAAGAAGAAAAUGGAUAUUUGGAAAGUUAAAGACCAAGAAGUUACCUUCAAUAACAGCUCCACCAACAACCUUAAAAGAAACAAAACCAAAUGAAGCAGAGAAGGAAAAAACCAAGAAUUCUGAAGCUGCAGUUACAGCUCCUGAAGUUGUUAUUCUCAGUGAUGUUUCAAAAGAUAACACAGCAGAAUCUGAAACUUUUAAAACUGUGAAUGGUGUUUCUCAAUCGAUAUAUCAGUGCCAGAAAGUGAUUCAAGAAUUUGCAGCCAUUAAAAUUCAAACUGCCUUUAGGGGUUAUCUAGCAAAGAAGGCUUUGAGGGCAUUGAAGGGAAUAGUGAAACUUCAAGCUAUCAUUCGCGGAAGAGCAGUGAGACGCCAAGCUAUGAGUACUCUUAAGAGCUUACAGUCCAUUGUAAGUAUCCAAUCGAAGAUAUGUGCAAGGAGAAUGCAAAUGGUUGAAGGAAGAUGGGAGGAUUGUGUUGAAGAUGAAGACAUGCAUUAUUCUAAAGACAAGAUAAUUAGGAUGGACUCAAACAGUGAAAGAAAGUGGGAUGACAGCACUUUAUUGAAGGAAGAGGUAGAUGCUUCUUGCAUGAUCAAGAAAGAAGCCAUUAUUAAGAGAGAAAGAAUAAAAGAAUACACAUUUAAUCAUAGAAGGUCAGCCGAGUCAGAAAGAAGUAAAGUGAAUGGAAGAUGGAGAUACUGGUUGGAGCAAUGGGUAGAUACACAACUUACAAAAAGCAAAGAACUUGAAGAUUUAGACUCAGUUUUCAGCUCAAAUUCUAAAACUGCUGAAGAAUUUGGAACAAGACAACUUAAGCUGCGAAAUACUACUCAAAGACAAAAUCAAAAUCCACUUGAAGGAUUGGAUUCACCAAUACUUUUAUCGAGAAAAUCUUUUCCUCAUAGGCGACAAUGUUCAAUAGAAGAUCAAUCAUUUUCAAGCUCGCCUGCAACACCAGCAUACAUGGCUGCUACUGAAUCAGCAAAAGCAAAAGCAAGAUCAACAAGUUCACCAAAAGCAAGGUCAUGGAAUUAUGACAUGAAUUCAGAUAGCUAUUUAUCACCUUGCAAGAAAAAGUUAUCAAUUGUUUCAUCUGUUAACAGUGAUGUGCUUAAUAGUGGUGGUAGAAUGGGAAAGCUUAGUGGUAGUAAUCAACAAAGAUCACCAAGUCUGAAGGGUAUUUCAGUGCCUAUAAAAUCAAGCAGGACUAUCAUAAAGGAUCUUAGCAUUAAUUCAGAUUGCUCAUUGCCUAAUUGGGAUAGACAAAGUUCAUUCAGAUGAAGCUAAUGAUGCUAAUAUGUUAUACUGUUUGAUACCAUAAUAUCUUGUAACAAGGGUUUGAAGUACAAAAUCUGUUUAUAAACUAUGUAUGAGUAUGAUGUAUAUUAUAUGUGGUUAAAUGUUUGUUUUGGUUGAGAAUUGACAGUGUUGCAGAAAUUAAUUAGAUGAUUCCUUCA